GGCGGGUGGGCGGCGCGGCCGGGUAGGGUGUGAGAAGUUAGUGGCGCUGCUGCGGUGCCGUGAGGGACGGCGACGGCUGGGCUCUGCGAGCGGUGGCGGUCCCGGAUCAGCGCGAUGCUCACGGACGGCACCGCCGCCCCCCUCGGCGACGAGGAGAUCGACUCGGUCGCUCCCCGCGCGCCGCCCGCCGCCGAGCCGCCCGCCGCGGCCGGGCCCUCCCCGCUGGGGCUGCGGGCCGUGCGCCUCUUCGGGGAGGCCGGGCCCGGCGGUCCCGGAGGCUCCGGCGCACCCGCGGCCGGUGAGGCCGCCCUCGACUUCAAGCUGGCGGCCGCCGUGCUGCGGAGCGGGGGCGGCGGCGGCGGCUCCGGCAGCGACGAGGACGAGGUGUCCGAGGUUGAAUCAUUUAUUUUGGACCAAGAAGAUCUUGAUAACCCUGUACUUAAAACCACAUCAGAGUUGUUCUUAUCGAGCGCUGCAGAAGGUGCGGACUUGAGAGCUGUGGAUCCAGAAACACAAGCAAGACUAGAAGCCUUACUGGAGGCAGCAGGAAUUGGUAAAUUGUCCACUGCCGAUGGUAAAGCCUUCGCAGAUCCUGAAGUUCUCCGAAGACUGACGUCCUCUGUCAGCUGUGCACUGGAUGAAGCUGCUGCUGCAUUGACGCGGAUGAGGGCAGAGAACAAUCACAAUGCAGGGCAGGUGGACAAUCGCAGUUUGGCAGAAGCAUGCUCGGAUGGGGAUGUAAAUGCUGUCCGGAAGCUGCUGGAUGAAGGAAGAAAUGUAAACGAACAUACUGAAGAAGGGGAAAGUCUCCUUUGCUUGGCCUGUUCAGCUGGAUAUUAUGAAUUGGCACAAGUGCUACUAGCAAUGCAUGCAAAUGUUGAAGAUCGAGGAAAUAAAGGAGACAUAACUCCCUUAAUGGCAGCUGCCAGUGGAGGCUAUGUAGAUAUUGUUAAACUUCUCCUUGUUCAUUGUGCAGAUGUCAAUGCUCAGUCUUCAACAGGGAACACAGCGCUCACUUAUGCUUGUGCUGGGGGCUUUGUUGACAUAGUGAAGGUGCUAUUGAAAGCAGGUGCUAAUAUAGAAGACCAUAAUGAGAAUGGGCAUACCCCCUUAAUGGAAGCAGCCAGUGCAGGUCAUGUUGAGGUUGCAAGAGUAUUGCUGGAAUAUGGUGCAGGAAUCAAUACUCAUUCCAACGAGUUCAAAGAAAGUGCACUUACACUUGCAUGCUACAAAGGCCAUUUAGAUAUGGUUCGUUUUUUGCUUGAAGCCGGAGCUGAUCAAGAACAUAAAACAGAUGAGAUGCACACAGCGUUAAUGGAGGCCUGCAUGGAUGGACAUGUGGAAGUAGCACGCUUACUUUUAGACAGUGGUGCUCAAGUGAAUAUGCCUGCGGAUUCAUUUGAAUCUCCCCUCACCCUGGCUGCUUGUGGUGGACAUGUGGAGUUAGCAGCUCUUCUUAUAGAAAGGGGAGCUAACCUGGAGGAAGUGAAUGAUGAAGGCUAUACUCCUUUAAUGGAAGCUGCACGUGAAGGCCAUGAGGAGAUGGUGGCGUUGUUACUGGCACAAGGGGCAAAUAUAAAUGCACAGACUGAAGAAACGCAGGAGACAGCUCUUACUCUGGCGUGUUGUGGUGGUUUUUCUGAAGUAGCUGACUUCCUCAUUAAGGCAGGAGCUGAUAUAGAACUUGGUUGCUCAACGCCUUUGAUGGAAGCUGCUCAAGAAGGUCAUCUUGAACUGGUGAAAUACUUGUUGGCAGCAGGAGCUAAUGUUCAUGCCACCACAGCAACAGGAGAUACAGCGUUGACCUACGCAUGUGAAAAUGGACAUACUGAUGUUGCGGAUGUGUUGCUUCAAGCUGGUGCUGAUUUGGAACAUGAAUCUGAAGGGGGGAGAACCCCACUAAUGAAGGCUGCACGAGCUGGUCAUUUAUGCACUGUGCAAUUCCUUAUUAGCAAAGGUGCCAAUGUCAAUAGGGCUACAGCUAAUAAUGACCACACAGUGGUGUCUCUGGCAUGUGCAGGAGGCCACUUGGCAGUAGUUGAGCUCCUUCUGGCUCAUGGUGCAGAUCCUACUCAUCGACUCAAGGAUGGUUCAACAAUGCUCAUUGAAGCUGCCAAAGGAGGACAUACAAAUGUUGUUUCUUACUUGCUGGAUUACCCAAACAACGUUUUGCCAGUUCCUUCAGCAGACUUGUCUCAGAUCACACCUCCAUCUCAGGAUCAGACUCAGGUUCCACGUGUUCCGGUGCAUACACUUGCUAUGGUUGUACCUCCCCAGGAACCUGACAGAACCCCUCAAGAGAACUCUCCACCUCUUGUGGGAGUGGUGAAAGGUGCAUCCAAGCAGAAGUCAAGUUCCCUGCAGGUAGCAGAUAAGGACCUACUGCCACCUUUUCACCCAUACCAGCCUUUGGAAUGCAUAGUAGAAGAGACUGAAGGCAAGCUGAAUGAACUUGGACAGAGAAUUAGUGCUAUUGAAAAAGCACAACUUAAGUCAUUGGAAUUAAUUCAAGGUGAACCUUUAAAUAAAGAUAAGAUUGAAGAACUUAAAAAGAACAGAGAAGAACAAGUACAGAAGAAGAAGAAAAUAUUGAAGGAGCUACAGAAGGUGGAAAGGCAGUUGCAGAUGAAAACACAACAGCAGUUUACCAAAGAAUAUUUGGAGACCAAAGGUCAGACAGACACACCACUUCCCCUACAGCAGCAGUGCCCACUUACCGGGGUCUUCCCAGAAGUGGAAGCUGAUAAGGGUCUGCCAGAGGAUAACUUUUCAGAGUUACCUCAGGUUGACACAAUCUUGUCAAAAGAUGAUGAGCAACAACAUUCUCCACCACCUGCUGAAAAAAUAGAAUUUGUCCCUAUCCAGCCUUUGCCAGCAUCGCAGUGUAAUUUUUCUGGUAAUUUAGGUUAUAAUGGGACAGAGUCUCUUGAACUUCAGAAAGCAAUAGGUAAUCAGCAGAAUGUAGGACAGCAGCAGCAAAUUGCUGGGCAGGGACUGUUAGUUCAAGAACCAGACGGAUUAAUGGUUGCCACUCCAGCACAGACGCUUACCGACACUCUUGAUGACCUAAUAGCAGCUGUGAAUAGCAGAGUGCCCAGUGGCUCCACUGGCUCCUUGCACACUACAGAAUCCCCUACGCCUGAGCCCUGCUCACAGGCAUCAAGCAAUGUAGUGUCACAGUCAGUGCUCCCUGUGUAUCCUUCAGUUGACAUCGAUGCACAUACUGAAAGCAAUCAUGACACUGCUCUGACCCUUGCAUGUGCAGGAGGUCACGAAGAACUUGUUUCUGUACUAAUUGCACGUGGUGCCAAUAUUGAACACAGAGAUAAGAAGGGUUUUACGCCUUUGAUUCUUGCUGCAACUGCUGGACACGUUGGUGUAGUGGAAAUUCUUUUAGACAAAGGUGGGGAUAUAGAAGCACAAUCUGAGCGCACAAAAGAUACUCCGCUUUCAUUGGCAUGCUCUGGUGGACGCCAAGAGGUUGUUGAUUUGCUGUUGGCCCGGGGAGCAAACAAAGAGCAUAGGAAUGUGUCUGACUAUACACCAUUAAGCCUCGCUGCAUCUGGUGGAUAUGUCAAUAUCAUCAAGAUUCUUCUCAAUGCUGGAGCAGAAAUUAAUUCAAGGACUGGGAGUAAGCUAGGUAUUUCUCCUCUGAUGUUGGCUGCUAUGAAUGGCCACGUACCUGCCGUGAAGCUGUUGCUCGAUAUGGGUUCUGAUAUUAACGCCCAGAUUGAGACCAAUCGGAACACAGCCCUCACCUUGGCCUGCUUCCAAGGCCGAGCAGAGGUGGUCAGUCUGCUGUUGGACAGGAAGGCCAAUGUUGAGCACAGGGCAAAAACUGGUCUCACGCCGCUGAUGGAAGCUGCUUCAGGAGGAUAUGCAGAGGUUGGAAGGGUUCUCCUUGAUAAAGGAGCAGAUGUUAAUGCUCCACCUGUGCCUUCCUCAAGAGAUACCGCUUUAACAAUUGCAGCAGAUAAGGGUCACUACAAGUUCUGUGAGCUGCUGAUUAAUCGAGGAGCGCAUAUUGAUGUUCGUAACAAGAAAGGAAAUACACCUCUUUGGUUGGCAGCUAAUGGUGGUCACUAUGAUGUAGUUCAGUUGCUUGUGCAGGCAGGAGCAGAUGUGGAUGCAGCAGAUAAUCGGAAAAUAACACCUCUUAUGUCAGCGUUUCGCAAGGGCCAUGUGAAGGUAGUUCAGUUCCUAGUGAAAGAAGUUAACCAGUUUCCAUCGGACAUUGAAUGCAUGCGAUAUAUAGCGACUAUAACUGACAAGGACCUGUUGAAAAAAUGUCACCAGUGUGUGGAAACAAUUGUGAAAGCUAAAGACCAGCAGGCUGCAGAGGCAAAUAAGAAUGCAACUAUAUUGCUGAAGGAGCUAGACCUGGAAAAAUCAAGAGAGGAAAGCAGAAAACAAGCCCUUGCAGCUAAGAGAGAGAAAAGAAAGGAAAAGAGAAAGAAGAAGAAAGAGGAACAAAAAAGGAAACAAGAAGAAGAUGAAGAAAAUAAACCUAAAGAAACUCUAGAACUACACGAAGAUGAUGAUGAUGAAGAAAAUGAUGAUGAAGCGGAGCAAGAAGUUCCUAUAGAGCCUCCUAGCGCAACUACUACAACUACAAUUGGGAUUUCUGCAACUUCAGCUACUUUCACCAAUGCCUUUGGGAAGAAGAGAGCUAAUGUGGUGACUACUCCCAGCACAAAUAGAAAAAAUAAGAAAAAUAAAACAAAAGAGACUCCUCAGAAUAUGCAGAUAAUUUUGCCAGAUCAGCAUAUAUCUCUAGCACAGCAAAAAGCAGAUAAGAAUAAAAUAAAUGGAGAGCCAAGAGGUGGUGGUGCAAGUGGAAAUAGUGAUUCAGAUAAUUUGGAUAGCACAGACUGUAAUAGUGAAAGUAGCAGUGGAGGUAAAAGUCAGGAGCUGAACUUCACGAUGGAUACAAAUUCCUCUGAGCGGCGCUAUGCCUCAUUGCUUAUCCCUUCUCAAGAAGAAAAAACAAGCACUUCAGCUUCAAAAACAUCAACAAGGAGGGAAGAGGCUGAUGACUCUGAGCAUUUCACCUGCCAGGUUGAUGGCCAGUUUGAUUUAACUUUGUCAAGCCAGAGACUUGAUGGUGAAGGUAAUGCAAAUUCUUUGUCAACUGCUUACAAGCCUGUUUCCCUGCCUCUGACCUCUCCAAAUGUAAAGCUGAAUCUGACCAGUCCAAAAAGAGGCCAGAAAAGAGAAGAAGGCUGGAAAGAAGUGGUUAGAAGGCAAGUAGGCAGAGUUUUGAAAGACCCUCCCCCUAGCAACACUCUGCAGCCAACACCAAUUGAGCAAUUUCAGCUGCAGAGAGGAGGGCGCUGCUGUUCAGGAGCAAAAAGGUCAAAGAAAUUAUCUGUCCCAGCUUCUGUCGUGUCUAGAAUAAUGGGAAGAGGUGGGUGCAACAUCACAGCAAUUCAAGAUGUCACUGGUGCCCAUAUUGACGUUGAUAAACAAAAAGAUAAGAAUGGAGAAAGAAUGAUCACUAUAAGGGGUGGUAUGGAGUCAACGCGAUACGCAGUGCAACUCAUCAAUGCCCUUAUUCAAGAUCCUGCCAAGGAACUGGAAGACUUGAUUCCUAAAACUCAUAUAAGAACACCUGCUUCGAGUAACAAAUCAAUCCAUGCAAACUUCUCAUCUGGAGUUAGUACAGCAUCUGCUUCAAACAAAAACUCCUUUCCUCUUGGAGCACCACCUCUUGUCACAUCGCAGUCAUCAACUCUAUCUACUUUCCAGCCUACUAACAAACUAAACAAGAAUGUCCCAGCAAAUGUGCGCUCAUCUUUUCCAGUGUCUCUUCCUCUAGCUUAUUCUCAUCCUCAUUUUGCCUUGCUGGCUGCCCAAACUAUGCAACAGAUCCGGCACCCUCGCUUACCUAUGGCCCAAUUUGGAGGAACCUUUUCACCUUCACCAAACACUUGGGGACCAUUCCCAGUGAGACCAGUUAACCCUGGCAGCACAAAUAGCUCUCCAAAGCAUAAUAGUUCAAGUCGUGUAGGUAGUCAGAAUGGAAAUAUUUUACAGACAGAGUCUCCCGGAUUAGCUACUUCUAGUUGUCCCAUUACUGUCUCUUCAGUAGUUGCUUCCACCCAGCCGCUAUGUGCAACAAGUAAUCGGACUCCCUCUUCAGUCAGAAAGCAGUUGUUUGCCUGUGUUCCGAAGACAAGUGCUGCAGCAACAGCAAUCUCAACUGUGACAAACACGUGUAGCACUCUGCCUUCAGUUUCCUCUGUGCCCCCAAACAAUGGGCAAGUUUCUGCAGCAUUUCUGCCCUCUACUGCUCCACAAACGCAGCAUUCUGCACUUAAAGCAGACUCUUUCUCAGCUGUCUCAGCACCCAAAGAGAAAGUGUCAACACCAGACCAGCCUGUUGGAAAUACAUGCACACCACCUUCUGUUGCAGGUAGUUCCAGUAUGUCAGCUAGCAGCAAUUCAGGAGUCACUGAAGCUCGUCCAUCUAGCAGCCCUGCACCUCUAAUGAACACCCAAGAUGAAAUACUAACAGCCAGCAUGUCAGAAAUGAGCCCUUCUAUGUCGAUGCCUAUUUCUUCCAGCUCAGAAACUGCUCCUUUAAGCUUAGCAUCACCCAGGUCGGUUGUUGCAGAUAAUCAGGACAACAGUAACUUACCUCAAGUAGCUGUACCAGCACCUCGAGUUACUCACAGGAUGCAGUCCAGAGGUUCUUUCUAUUCAGUGGUACCAAAUGCAAACCUUCAUCAAGAUCCUCAGUCUAUUUUUGUUACAAAUCAAGUUCCCUUAACACCUUCUCAAGGUCCACCUGCUGCGGUGCAGCUUUCGUCAGCCAUGAACAUUAUUAACGGUUCUCAGAUGCACAUUAACCCAGCAAAUAAGUCAUUGCCUCCUACCUUUGGGCCAGCAACUCUCUUCAAUCACUUCAGUAGUCUUUUUGAUAGCAACCAGGUGCCCUCUAACCAAGGAUGGGGAGACUGUCCGCUUUCCACCCGAGCAGCAGCUGACCCAUCUUUCACUGUUCAGUCUACCUUUCUGAAUAACUCUGUGCUAGGACACGUGGAGAACGUGCAUCCUGAUAACUCCAAGGCUCCUGGUUUCAGGCCACCUUCGCAACGGGUUUCUACAAGUCCUGUAGGCUUACCCUCUCUAGAUCCAUCCAACAGCUCUACAACUUCUUCAGGUCCUUUGACAGGCUUUUCAGCAAACAUGCAAGGAGCACGGGUUUACCUUCAAGGGCCAGCACCUGUUGGGACUCCCAGCUUUAACAGACAGCAUUUUUCACCACAUCCUUGGACAAGCGCAACAAAUUCAUCAGGUGAAUCUCCUAUUCCAUCAGUUUCCUCAGGAUCAUCUUCACCCCUUUCAGCUGCUUCUGCACCUUCUAACUUGAGCCAGCCAAAAACGGGUAACACGAAUCAAGAUCGAAAGGUACCCCCCCCCAUUGGGACAGAAAGACUUGCUAGAAUUCGACAGGGAGGAUCUGUCACUCCUACGCCCUUAGGAACCAACUUUACAGCUCCGGUUGGUCAUAGUGGUAUUUGGUCAUUUGGAGUUAACAGCGUAUCUGAGGGCUUGUCAGGUUGGUCUCAGCCUGUAAUGGGAAACCAUCCGAUGCAUCAGCAGUUGUCAGACCCGGGCACGUUUUCUCAGCAUCAGCCAAUGGAGAGAGAUGAUUCUGGAAUAGUAGCUCCCUCAAACAUUUUCCAUCAACCUAUGCCAAACAGUUUCGUGGAUUUUUCUAAAGGCCUACCGAUUUCCAUGUAUGGAGGCACUCUCAUACCCUCACACCCUCAGCUAGCAGAUGGCCCGGGAGGCCCUCUCUUUAAUGGGCUUCAUACUCCAGAUCCAGCCUGGAAUCCCAUGAUCAAAGUUGUCCAAAAUUCAACAGAAUGUACUGAUGCUCAGCAGAUUUGGCCUGGCACCUGGGCACCUCACAUUGGAAACAUGCAUCUCAAGUACGUCAACUGAUUUAAGGGGGUUUAUCCUUUUUUAGCCUUGUUUGGGAAACCUUAUGAUUUGAAGAUUUUUUUUUAUGUGCCUAAUUAAGCAAUUUUUUGUGGGCUGUGUAACAAUGAAAACUUGAUUGCCCAUUCAAUAAGAACAAAUUGAUUUACCUAUACAAUUGAUUCCAUUCUCCAGUUAGUUUAGCCAUUCUGAACUUAAAAAUGAGAUAAAAUUAAUGCUUUUGGCUAAACUACUAAAUGUUAUUGGUAUGCAGGAGAAAUUGAUAAUUAUAUGAUUUCAAUCUGCUAGGGUGGUAAAAAAGUGUAUAAUUGUUUACAUACUUAAAAGGAAAAGCUGAGUAAAUCUCAUGUCAUAUAAUGGCUCUACUUUCUGUAGCCUGUAUUAAUGUGAAAUAUUAACCUGAAUAUUCAAUAAAAGGUGAACAGUAUUUAUAGGUUGUGUGUGAGAAUUUUGGAGAGGAUGUGUAUUGUCAUUGGUAGCUGCCAUGCCUAGUGAUGCAUCUUUUUACAGUCACAUCAUCAGCAUGUGGUUGUAGUCAGGGUUUGGGGAAAGAGGUUGAGGGUUUUGAUGUGCAGUUAUUUAUGAUGCAAAGUUUGCUGGGUCCUUCCUCUGCCAGUCUUGGUGUUUUGGGGUGUGGUGCUUUUUCUUUUUUGUGACCAUGGCUGUGCACUUUUCUGGGUUAUUUUGUUUCCUCUAGUGCUGUUUUUCCAGAUGUGUUGACUGAGGUGUUGUUCAGGGACUGACUUGAUGACACCUUGGCAACCAAUGGUGUCUAAAGUUGCCAUAGGUAAAUCAGUGUCUCAUAGACAAAUGCAGGGCUUCUUCAUGUCAUUCUCCCACUGCCCCAAAGCAAAUAUUAGGAAAGCAGCCUACUUUCUACUAGAGAAAAGAUGUCAUUGUGCAAUUUCAAGUUUUUUGUAACCACUUAAAUCUGGUAAGUGCUUCUCACGCCUUUUCUAUGAGGAAGAAGAGGAUUUUUGCAUACAGCAAACAAGACAAAUCCUCAUUCUGUACCCAGCCUGAUUCUGGUGUUGGCCUGCACUAGAGGUAUUCCACUUUCUACUUUCAGACAGUGCUUAUUUCUGCUUUUGCUCCGUGAUGAUGCAGUAACUACACUGAAUACUUGGUCUAUUUCUCCAGCAGGUACAUACAGUGCACAAAGUGUUCAGUACAAUGGACCAUUUUUGAUGGUCUCUUAGACCAGGGGGCAGAUAGAACAAAGGUAGGGAAGUUUCUUCCUCCUCCUGACAUUCCUUACCAUACAACAUCAGAGUUUCUCCAGGAGGAGUAUGAGGAAGGAACAGCCAAAAGAGAGGAUUCAGUGUUAAUUUGCAUGAGUGAACUCUUGAAAUAACGUAAUAGUGUCUGUUCCCAGUUACUCCUGAGUGUUCAGGAAUAUUAAAAAUAUGAAAUGCACAAGUAGUAUCCGAGUAUGAUAGGCAAAUAAACAUCAGAAACAACACUGGAUGUGUUUAGAUGUUCUAUCUAGUAUUCAAGAAGGAAAUGAUCUUACUGACACCCUGAUAACACAAAUACCAAAGGAGAAAUGAUUGUGUUGAUGGUAAUUGUAUUAAAAGCUGAUGGUGAAGGAAAAAAAAUGGCAUUCUAGUGCUGACUUAGCUGUCUGUUCUUGGGGACCCUUGGGGGAGUUGUUUCAAUUGUGACCUGGUGUACAGCACCUGCUUAGGAGCUGGCUUCACUUCUGCAUUAGUGAAGAGCUCUGCUGUAGGCAUUGUGAUUGAUACCUUCUGCUGGCCAUCAGACACUGUGCAAGAGAGGGCAGGCUCCCCAGAGGAAGGCUCCCCAGACUGGCAGUGGCGUGUGUGUGUGUGGCCAGUGUGAUGAUGGGGAGGUGAGGGGCGGCCUCUUGGGGAUGCUGCCCUGCUGGCCUCCUCUUGGACAAAAGCUGGGCUUUGUUUUGAGCAGGAGCAGUGCCCUCCAUUGCUGUGUCCAUGCCUGCUGCAGGCUGCCCUGAGCUGGUCCUGGUAAGCCUCAGGCAGCUGUGCUUCUCUGCCUCACAGCAUGGCCCUGGGUGGCACAGGGAUGCUGUGGGAACGCCCCAGUUCCAUGCUUAGCCAGACCUCCAUCCAUAGCUAGAGUGAAACAGGAAGUCUAAUGUUUUGUUAAUCAGAAGGCUGUAGCUGCUGCUGAGGCCAUCACUCCCAUCGUGCUGGGAGCAGGCAGAGGCAUUUGAGGGUUGUGUUGCUGGGGAAUGGGUUCCAGUAGGGAGCUCUGCUCCCAGGCAGGGACAAGCUGGAGCAGCACAGGAUGCCAGCAUAAAAGAUGCUCAGACCUGAGAUUUUUAGGUUGGUACAGCUCUCACCCGGGGUGCCUGAGUUGUGCCCUAUUAACUGUCAUCCAAUCCCCCACAAAAAAACAACUCAUAGUAGCUUUCAAGCAGGCCCUUUUCUGGUGCCAUCCCUGUGCUAGCCAUGUUUGAGUUGAAUGGCAGGUGCUCAUCCUGUGGGUACUGGCUCCAUUGUGUGCCAUCAGUAAGCUCUUUUUAGUGCUGUUAGAGCUGGGUCUGGAGCAGAGAGGGCUGCAGUGGGUGCCUGUGUGCGUUGUGCAGUGCCAUUGUCCUGCUGCUCCCAUGCAGGAGCUCUUGGCCACCCUGCUGGUGCCAGCUACGGCUCUGUAGCUGUUGGAGCCUGGCACUAGAAUUGGUGCUUUGUGUGACCCUCCAUCCUGCUGGGCCCUGGCUGUUCUGUGCGGGUGGCGGAUGUGGCAGACAGGAUGGUUUGGUCUCUGAGAUUGCUAGCAGACAAUUGCAGUGCAGGGUCUUCCCCUCCCAGCAGCACCCUGAGCAGCUGAUGAGCCAGCAGCCUGCCAUUGAACCCAGCACAGUGCACACAAAGAUGGCUCGUGUGGCUGAGCUGAGAGCAGUGGCCUCCCCAGGAAGCCACUGGGGGAUGCACUUUGUCUUUGCUGUUCAAUAGAUGAAGAGAUGCAUCUCAGAGCCAGCUGUGCCUCUGGGCAGGGCACAGGCAAACGCAUCCUGGUGCAAAAGCCUGGGCAAAACCCUGAAGUACUCUUUUGGCAGCACAGGGUGGACUGGGAGCAACCCUGACCUGAACCUACUGUUGUGUGGGCUGCUGCAGGGAACCCAGCAUGAAGCUGCUUUCUGCCCUCACUUGUCCUGCUGCUUACUGCCCCUCCCAGGGGGAAGGAACAACAUGGGCAGUGGCUGCUGAACAGGAUGGGAUUCAGUCUACUGCCAGCAGGAAAUUUCACCACUGCUACAAACUCAGCUGUAGCUCUCAGCAUAGCUGAGUGAGCUGGGGACAGAACUGUGGUGCACAGAAAUGGGGCUGCCAGGGGACAGCAGUGCCUGACAGCCCCCUACU
Molecule: messenger RNA, 11294 nt
Organism: Phasianus colchicus (ring-necked pheasant)
Lineage: Eukaryota; Metazoa; Chordata; Aves; Galliformes; Phasianidae
Source: RefSeq, a predicted model, not a curated record